AUGGAGGAGGUCACGAGACAGACCAGCAAUGUCACUUUGGACUCAUCCAAGUGUGCUACCAAAGCGGGAACUUCCUCCAGCUUCUCACCCCCAGUUCUCACAUACCUCGAUAAGAUCUACUCGUCGUUGACUUCGCUAUCCCAGCCGGAUUUCCUGAGGGAUAUUCAACAUGAGGCUUUUGUUCAAGAUGCGGCCGGCAAGGUGGGCAGCGCGAAUCCGCUCACAUCGCCAGCUGAGUUUUACGCCUACAUGGCUAGUCCGGCAGCCUCUGCGAUGAAGCCGGCCGGCUCGCCCGAUCUCUCCGCCCCAAUAACGGACUACUAUAUCUCCUCGAGUCAUAAUACGUACUUGACGGGGAACCAGCUCUAUAGUGAUUCGGAUGCCAGUGCUUAUACCAAUGUAUUGCUUCGCGGAGGAAGAUGUGUCGAGAUCGACAUCUGGGACGGAAAAAGCAGCUCCGAAAGCUCGCAGGACGAGGAGACCAGUAGCAGUAGCAGCAGCAGCAGUAGCGACUCGAGCUCUGACGAAGAAGCCACUAGACCCCAGAUGCCCCGCCGUCGCAAAUCAAAGAUGGAGAGGCUCAGGAAAGCGACCGAGAGCCACCCACGUCUCCAUGCCAUUUCCGAGGAGAUGGGAAAAUUGGAGGGUUACCUGGGUCACCGUCGAUCGCUUUCUGGGAGUAAGCGCCCGGAGACCGUAAAGACACCCGAAGAAACACCCCAGGUCCCGGCGCGUCCAGAGCCCCGGGUGCUUCACGGUCAUACCCUGACCAAAGAGGCCAGUUUCCGAGAUGUGUGCUAUGCAAUCCGUGAUAGCGCGUUCGUGACCAGCGACCUGCCGGUCAUCGUGAGCCUCGAGGUGCAUGCUUGUCACGAGCAGCAGCACACGAUGGUGGAGAUCAUGGAGGAGGCGUGGAAAGGUAUGCUGAUCGAAGUAACGCCCGAGAUCGAAGCGACCAGGAUGCCGCCUCCCCUGGCGGACCUGAAGAGGAAGAUCCUCAUCAAGGUGAAAUAUGUCGCGCCAACGGGCGAGGACAAGAACGAAGAUCCGGAGGAAGAGGAGAAGAAAGUGUAUCUGAAACAUGUCCAAACUUUGAAACAGAAAGGCGACCUGUCGACACCCGCAAGCACAGCUCAUGAGACACCCGAAGUUCCUGCUCCAGCGCCUCAUAAAACGUCCAAAAUCGUUCAUGCUCUGAGCAAGCUGGCCGUCUUCACCAAAGGGUUCCACUUCAAGGACUUCACGCAGCCAGAGGCCAAGGUACCGAGCCAUGUAUUCUCGCUCUCGGAGAAUGCAGUACGCGAGGCCCAUGUGAAAGACCCGAAUGCGUUAUUCGAGCAUAACCGCCACUACUUCAUGCGUGUCUAUCCGAAAGGCCUACGGCUGGGCUCCUCAAAUAUGGACCCUGGAUUCUUCUGGCGGCGUGGCGCCCAAAUGGUGGCCCUGAACUGGCAAAAUCUCGACAAGGGAAUGAUGCUCAACUCGGGGAUGUUUGCAGGCGAGCCUGGGUGGGUUCUCAAGCCUCCGGGCUAUCGGAGCACCGAUGCAGACUCCGUCAUCGUCCAGCGCCGACAGCUCGACCUUUCUAUUGAGUUCAUUGCCGGCCAAGAUCUGCCCCUGCCGCCAGGACAGACGAACGAGAAGAAAUUCCAUCCCUAUGUGUCGUGUAUCCUUCAUCUCGACACCCCCGAAGACGACUCCGGGGAUUCAGCGAGCGAUGACGAAUCCGACUCCGAGAAGGCCGGCUACAAGCGAGCCACCAAGAGUGCCACGGGGUCGAAUCCAGAUUUUGAGGGCCAGAAGAUCGAGUUUCCCCCGAUCCCAAACGUAGUUGAGGAUCUUAGCUAUGUCAGGUUCAAAAUCAAGGAUGACGAAUUCUUCCGUGAUUCGCUUGCCGGAUGGGCGUGCAUACGUUUGAACCGACUCCAAGAGGGCUACCGACUCAUUCAUAUAUACGAUCGCUCAGGAGCGGAUACUGGUGGUGUUCUGUUGGUUCGGAUCACCAAGACCAUGAGUUGA
Messenger RNA from Aspergillus homomorphus CBS 101889, 2019 nucleotides. RefSeq names its product putative phosphoinositide-specific phospholipase C. Gene Ontology annotation, biological process: phosphatidylinositol-mediated signaling; lipid metabolic process. The transcript is spliced from 4 exons. NCBI's taxonomy places the organism in Eukaryota, Fungi, Ascomycota, Eurotiomycetes, Eurotiales, Aspergillaceae. Gene Ontology annotation, molecular function: phosphatidylinositol-4,5-bisphosphate phospholipase C activity. The coding region runs from base 1 to 2019 and encodes 672 amino acids. The record is from RefSeq and is a predicted model, not a curated record.